CUAGUGGCAGAGUAUUUCCUAUUAUGGUGCGGCCCUCGGAGGAGUCCUCAGUAGUAGAGGCUGCUGCGACGCUGGUGUGGGAGUUUGAUAAGUUCUGGUUUCCCCCGGCCUCGGACGAACCUCAACCAUUCUGGUUCGCCAUGCACUCCCAUUUACCCAAAUUCGAUGCGCCCAAGAAGGAAGGACAACGUUACUUCCCAGGGAUCCUUCCACUCGUCUUGUCGAUUCUAUUGAACCCGAUAAGGGCCUGGUCCUUGCCCAUAUGGUUCCGCUUACGCCUGGCCAUCAUGUGCGACCAGACGAUCCGUAACGUAACUUUACCUUCUGAGCAAGCAUUUGUGAAAACCCUAGCGGACCGAGUAACUCUCAGACUAGCACAGACCAUCGUCAUCGACCAGCCUGAUAACGGAGCUAUCAUGGCUACUCAUGGACUUUACAGAGCGCUCUUCCUCACCCUCAUAUUUCGCCAUAACGGGUAGUAGUACAACCUCUGUGAAGUAGAUAAGGAGGCAAUGCUGUUUCAGCCUGGCCGAGAUGAGUCUGAAAUUGCUACGGCCUUUGCCUGAGGACAACGAGACAGUGGGUAAAUUCACAGAGUGCACCAAGGCGGUUCUAUGUAACCGGUAUAUUAACUACGCACUGAGUGACGCCUGCAACCCGGUAAGAGGGCGGCGAGUCGCGGGAAGCCUUCUCCUGGAUAGGGGUGCGGUGUCCCUGUGCUUACUAGCAGCUAUCAGCUCGAGCUCAGUAGGAGCUCGAUAGGACGAACCUAGUGUUCGGCUGGAAUAGUCCCCACCUCGAUGGAUGUACUCCAGGACAUCGCAGAGAAGAGACCUUCUGAGGCCCCAGAGGACCGCCACGUUUUGGACGAGCUGUGCCGUGACGACCCCGAGUUCCUGGUCGAAGGCCCCGAGUCGGAUGCUGACAGUGCCCUCAUGGAACGGCUGAAGGACUUCUUCUUACUAAACUACCCCAACAACACAGUUCCGAAGGUUUUAGUACUUUCCCUCAGCGGUGGAGUGGACUCAAUGACCCACCUCUACCUCCUUUCUAAGCUGCAACAGCCUCUAGGCUUCAAGCUCGUCGCUUGCCACAUUAGACACUCUAACCGAGACGACGCCAUACAGGAGCUACAAUGGGUCACCUACGUAACAGCACGCCUCGGGGUGCCACUCUACCACCACCAUGUGAAGCUCCGUCGGCCGCAUGGCUCUCUCAAGACGGGCAUCAGCAGGAUGGAUUACGAGAAGCAAACCCGAGAUAUUCGGUUCAGCAUGUACGCUAAGGCGCACAAGCUAGCGUGGGCUGCAGCGGGCCUUCCUGAGGAGGAGCGAACUCAGCCUGUCGUGGUCGUAGGCCACCACAUGGAUGAUGUGGAUGAGAAUCGCCUCGCUGAGUUGGGCAAGGGCAACCUCCUGAACAUCAACGGUAUGGUCAUCAACGCUGAGGGUGACGGCGACGACGAGAUAGGGGGUGUGUGUCAAGUACGACCGUUGCUAUUGAGUACUCGGAAGGAGGAGCUUAUCGCCUGUGCGGCACGCCACAAUAUUCCCUACAUGGUUCUAGAUCUGGGCUUCCCGGCUGAUGGGGAGGCUAGGAAGAGCUUCCUCCAGGACUUGACGGAGGCUGGGGACCUCUCCGAUGUCCUCGAUCAGCAGGUGUCUCAGGCGUCCAUCGACCUUGUUCCUCAUAGAAUCAUACCAGGAGGGGAGGCUAGGUUCAAAAAGCAGAACCGUGUUGUCAAUGGCUUUAACUUCCUAGCGCUCGAUACGAGUAACCUGUUCACUGAUGCUGCCAAGGACGCCCCGUUGCUGAUGAAGGAGAUAGCUGAGACGAAGGAGAGGCUCCUCAGUGUGGUGUCGAGGAUCGCCCAGGCCUGGGGACCUGCUGUGGCUGCUUAUAAGGAACGAGUUUCCCUUUCAUCGGAGGAGACCUCAACAGGAGAGUCCGCCUCUUGUGAUGCUUUGACGGAUGAGGAUGAAGAGGUUGGCUGUGACUCACCUCACAAGUGCCCGAUACAGCCCAUACGACUAGCCCAGCUCAGAGAUGAAUCCCUCACAGUCACUAUAUUACUCAACGUCAUGAUACGUCUCCAUGACAAGAACCCGAUAUAUCGACAACAGUUCUUCCAAGGCAAGAGGCCUUCUCGCCGUUCAGUAGAGCACUUCUGUACUACUGCGCAGACCACUCGGAAGCCCUUUGUCCUCACUGCUAUGCGCAAGACAUGUCCAGGUCUAUACGUUUCUUCACCCAGCUACUUAUGCCUGUUUGACCAUAAUGCGGAGCUCGAUGAAGCCUCUGCAGGGAACAGGGAGUCUCUCGCGAAAGUGCUGUUCAACAGCUUCACCAGAGUCAUAGCCGAAAGCACUACCAAUGCUAAGUAG
This is a messenger RNA of Perkinsus marinus ATCC 50983, 2384 nucleotides long. RefSeq lists its product as hypothetical. Lineage: Eukaryota; Perkinsozoa; Perkinsida; Perkinsidae. The transcript has 16 exons. The coding region runs from base 801 to 2384 and encodes 527 amino acids. Gene Ontology annotation, molecular function: ligase activity, forming carbon-nitrogen bonds; ATP binding. The record is from RefSeq and is a predicted model, not a curated record. Gene Ontology annotation, biological process: tRNA processing.